AUGGCCAAGAUCAAGACCCGCUCAACAGAGUCUCGAAGGCAAAAGCCUCUGGUUGUGACUCCCCGCGACAAGACACAUACGCAUACAGUGAUUCUGCUCCACGACGCCGGUGCCAAAGGCCGUGACGCUGGCAGAAAGUUCCUCAAAGCAACGAACAUUCAAUCCCACUUUCCCACCGUUCGAUUCGUUUUCCCCUGUGCUUUUAAGGCACCACCGGCGGUAAAGAAUGGACCUUCGGGCGCCACACAAUGGUUUAACAAUCCCUCCUGGCCGAGCCCACGGUGGGCCGGUGACACGGCAACACUCCCAGAAACCGCAGUUUUCCUUCAGCGUUUGAUUCACAGCGAGGCAAGGUUGCUACGAGACAAUGGAGACUAUGGCCUGCACGCUGCUUACGGCCGUGUUGUCGUCGGAGGCCUGAGUCAUGGUGGCGCAGCGGCUCUGUUAUACCUUUUGGGUAGCCAUCGCCCACUGGGUGGAUUCCUUGGAAUCGGUGCCCUCUUGCCCUGGAAGUAUCAGCUCGAACUUCUUCUCGAAAUGUAUGAAGAUGGCUUCGGCCGGCGAAAAGCCAUAGUGGGAACCAACUACGUUAGGGAUCUGCUGCAGUUCGAGCGCUUGGCCGUUGGUAACGAGGGGUAUCGAUCCUGCGAGAGCCUCAAAGACGCAGAGAAGGAUAACCGAGAAUCGCGCAUGCCAGCAUGGCAGUAUCCUCUGAUACAUCUCAAUACUCCAGCUUUCCUGGGCCAUGGAUCGCAGCCUGAGAAGGAGAAUAGUAUGGGCCGGUGUCUCAGCGGUAUAUUUGGGAUGGACGUUAUCGACAUAGACUGUACAGAGCACGGCAAGGAAUGGUAUUCUGUCCCAGAGGCGUUCGAACAUGUGCUCAGCUUUCUUGAACAGAGGGUCGGUAUACACAGAGCGUCGAUGGAUGAGACAUCUUCAACGUCUAAAACAGAAAGAAAAGUAAUCUAA
Messenger RNA from Aspergillus puulaauensis, 969 nucleotides. RefSeq lists its product as uncharacterized. Gene Ontology annotation, cellular component: cytoplasm. Gene Ontology annotation, biological process: protein depalmitoylation. Gene Ontology annotation, molecular function: carboxylic ester hydrolase activity; palmitoyl-(protein) hydrolase activity. The record is from RefSeq and is a predicted model, not a curated record. Lineage: Eukaryota; Fungi; Ascomycota; Eurotiomycetes; Eurotiales; Aspergillaceae. Bases 1 to 969 code for a protein of 322 amino acids. The transcript has a single exon.